AUGAAGACCGAGGAAAAAAAGCUGACAGAGUUCUCGACCCUCGGUAAAGUAGCUGCUCAUGUUCCUGACCUCAUUGUGUAUGGUGAUUUCUCUCAGGAAGUGCCUUUCAUCGAGAGCUUUGAUGGUGUUCUGCUCUUUGUAGACAUUUCAGGUUUCACAGCCCUGACUGAAAAGUUCAGCAUGAACACCAACCUGGACCGUGGUGCUGAUGAGUUGACACAAGCCCUCAAUCACUAUGUAGGUGACAUUGUGGAGGAGGUGCUGGUUUUUGGAGGAGAUGUCUUGAAAUUUGCAGGGGAUGCGCUGCUGGCUCUCUGGAAGGUGGAGCGUUGCCAUAUAAAUGAUAUCAUCACUCUGGCACUGAAAUGUAGUGUCAGCAUCCAGCAAGAGUAUGGUGUCCGCGAUACUGAAGUGGGACUGGAGCUACGAGUGAAGAUAGGACUAUCUGCAGGUCACAUCUCAAAGGUGGUUGUUGGAGACCAUAGGCACCAGUAUUUCCUGGUAAUUGGCCGGGCGGUGGAUGAAGUGCGGUUGGCCCAAAACUUAGCAAAAGCAAGUGAAAUUAUCCUGUCACCAAAUUGCUGGGAGCUCUGUGACCGGAACUUAAUUGAGGUGGAAAGAAUCCAAGACGAACGAGCUGUCAAGUUUAGAUACAUUAGGAAUGUCCCUGAAUUUGAUACUGAGGAUUUCUUUGAGAGAUGCACACAGUACCUGAAACAAAACCGCAUCUCUGGAGCUUUUGGAAUCUUGAGAAAUGCAUCUAUAUUGGCUAAUGACGAAGAACUUGAGAAACACUUGAGAAAAUACGUGAUGAAGAACAUCCUGAGAAAGAUUGAUGACAACCAGCCGCUGGAAUACUUAUCAGAGCUUCGUCCUGUUACCAUCGUUUUUGUGAAUUUGCAGUUUGAUGACAGUGCCAACACUCACCACCUGUGUAAGGCUAUCCAAGAUGCCAACACUAACAUCACAGGAAUCAUAGACCCCCUCAGUGGCAAGAUUAACAAGGUCUUCAUGUUUGACAAAGGUUGCACUUUACUUUGCAUCUUUGGCCUCCCUGGGGAUAAACAAGCUGACGAAAGCACGAACGCUCUUGACAGUGCCCAUAAAAUCCAUGCUUUCUGUUCUACAUCACUCAUGAAAGUAAAGAUUGUCUCCAUUGGGGUCACCAGUGGGCCGGUUUUUUGUGGAGUAGUUGGCCAUCGUGUGAGACAUGAAUACACAGUCAUUGGCCGGAAAGUGAACCUUGCUGCCCGUAUGAUGAUGUCUUAUCCAGGAUUAGUGACCUGUGAUGCAGUCACCUGUUCCAAAUCCAAGCUGCCGCUCUAUUUCUUUGAAGAGCUCCCAUUAACUGAGAUGAAAGGUGUUCUGAACCCUGGGACAGUCUAUCAAUUCCUUGGUAUCUCUGAGAAAACAAUGAUUUACAAAGCAUAUUUGACCAAGGAAAGAUCAGAAUAUUACCCUUUACUAGGUCGCAAGAAAGAGACUGACAUCUUUGAAAGCUUACUGGAUGAUUUUAAACAUUCUAAAAUAAGCCAUGUCAUAAUGUAUGAAGGUCUUAUGGGAUAUGGAAAAAGCCAACUAAUGGCUGAAAUUGCCUUCUUAGGGCAGGCUACUGGCCAAAAGGUUGUAGCAAUGGAGCUUGCAAAGAUAAAUGUGUGGCAGAAUUUUUUUACUAUCCGGACACUCAUGGCUAUGUUCCUGGGGAUUGAUACCUGUAAAACCUAUGAUGCGAGACAGUACAUCCUUGUGAACAAACUUCGUGGCGUAAUAGAGGAUCAGGUUUUUUGCCUUCUCAACAAUCUCUUUCAUGUUAAGUUUCCCACAUCAGAAGUCGUUUCCAAACUGGACAAUGACAAAAAGAAUGAAGAGGUGGAAAAAAUUCUUAAAAAGAUUCUAGAGAAUGCAGUGGAAAAGGAAGUCCUCAUUUUUGUAAUUGAUGAAGCACAGUUCAUUGAUUCAGCCUCCUGGGAUUUCCUGGAUAACUUAUUAAAGAAAGUUGCCGUCUUUGUUGUCAUGUCUUUGUCUCCUGUCAACCGCAAGGGACGACUGCCUUGCUCUACUGCAGCGCAAAUCAUGAGCAGUCCAAACACCACCUAUAUUCAACUACGAGAGUUAACUCCUUCAGUAAUUAUUCAGAAGGCCUGCCAGGACCUUGGGGUGGUCAGUAUCACCAGGGAGCUUGAAACAUUCUUAAUACAAAGAAGCCACGGAAACCCGUUUUAUUGUGAGGAGCUACUCCGGAACCUCCAUUUAAACAAUGUGCUUCGAUUCCACCUGCUGGAGGAAGAUGAAGAAAGGGAGGAUGAGUGGGACAGCCUUUUCACUACUACUGUUCUCAAGACUCAAGACUCCCAAGACCUUGAUAAUGAGAAAGAGUCGUACAUUUGCACAAUCAGGCAGAAUGUGAAGCUGCACAACAUCAUGCUCCCUCCGACAUUAAAAGGGAUUGCCUUAGCUGAGAUAGACAACAUGAACCCUUCAGAGCAGAUGGUGGUGAAAUGUGCAGCUGUCAUUGGUGUGAGCUUCACCACAGAGUUGCUCCUCCAUAUCCUCCCUGAAUGGACAAAGAUGAAGAUGAACCAGACACUGGCAGCUCUUGUGGAGUCACAUAUUUUUAUGUGCCUUAGUGAAAGAAAAGAAUUGAAUGCUACUCAAUCUGAGGAAGCAUUCUCCAAGGAACUGUGCAUUUGCUCCAAAAUUGUGCAAUCCAUGGGUCAAGGAUCAGAUCUUGGAUUGAUUGUUGCUAACAGGCUCAAGCAAGAGGAGACAGUGAUGCACUGCAAAGACAUGAGGUUCUGCACACCACUGUUGCAAGAAGCAGCCUAUGAGCUCUGGCUCAAGAGCCAGAAGAAAGCCUUGCAUCUCAAAUGUGCCAGUUACCUGGAGUGGCAUGCUCACCGAUGCAAGUGCUGUGGGGAAGGAGAUUUCAUUUCUUUCCAUCGCUAUGCAGUGGAUGGCAUGCUGGAAAACAUAGAUUCACAGGACCUUAAAGCUGUGUGUGUCAAGGAGAACACAUUGAAUGAGGCUGCCUUGAUAAUUGUUUCUGAAACACUGAAGAAACUGGAACUUCCUGGUUAUGAAGACACUCUUGCCUCUGCAAACUGGAAGGGGGCUGGAAUUCCAAGAAUUCAAAGACACAUCUCUAAAGAUAGCAUACGGAGACACUUCACCGUGCAAGACUCUUUCAGAGCUGAAAAUACAGAAAUGGAAUUUCUAGAGAGGAUGGAUGAAAUCAUCAUGUUUACUGAGAUGGGAAAGAAAAAGGUCACAACUAUGGGCUCUUGUGAGUGUGAAGAGAUUGUGGAAUCUGUCAUUGUGCCCUUGUCUCAACACUGCUUAGUUAUGGGGAAUUACAGUCGGGCCUUUUAUUACUUGUUGGAAUGUGCAUCUGGUUAUGUACAGUUCUCCAAUAACUACAUGGCCUUUACAUACCUGAAUACAGCAGAAAGCCUGUUGAAAUCUGCAGAAUGCAAGACAAAAACCUUUAGCCAGUUUGAGGAGUCAGUGUUGUACAGCCUGAAGGGAGAGGUCUGUUACAAUAUGGGUCAAAUUACUUUGGCAAAAAAACUGAUAAGGAAGGCUUUGAGUUUAUUGAAGAGAAGUUUCCCAAUGACUAUUGUGGGAGCCUUUUUCAUGUCCAUGGUGGAAACUUCCAAGCAUUUAUCUCAUCAGAAGAAGCAGUCUCUUUGGCAAGUGCGCACUGGCAGGGAGAAGAGACUAGCUGUUCUGUACCAGCAAGGUCGCUGCCUUUCCCUGCUGUGGCAGCUCUUCAGCCAGGAUCUUGCCAGAAACAGCAAGAAGUUCUCCCGCUUGGCAGCUCUCAUGAAGGUCAAUUGUGCAGAGGAGUCUGAAGAUGAGUCCCAGAUUAUCUCCUCUUACAUGGAAUUCUCACUCUGCUGUCAGCUGAUGGGCUUCCAACAUGAAUGGAUGAAAUAUGAAUUAAUGGCCAUCAAACGUAGUUCACACCUUCAAGUUUUUGGAGAAGGGCUAUUAAUAAUAUCUAAACUGGCACUAUCACUGGCCUCCAUGAAGCUUUGCUUGGGGAACCUGCCCUUAGCCAUCCAAUUGGGUUAUCGAGCACAUGAACUAUGUGAGCGGCUGAAGAAACCUAAACUUAACUAUAUUAUUCUCUCUGACCUUUUUACUGCUCUUUUUCUCAGCACCAGAUACCAGGAUUCUGUGCAAGUGCUGAGUUGGCUGGAAGAACUCGUCAUUCGAGAUGAUAAUGUCAUUGGACAAGCCUUCUUCAUUUCUGGCUGCCUGAAUCUCAUGCUUUAUGCUGGUUUUUCAUUUAAGCCAUUUCAGCACUGCCUGGACUUUGUUCUCUCCAAUGAAACAAACUGCAUCCUGAUGUCCCAAAACAACAUCAUGCUUGGAUUGUAUUCUUCUUUGGCCAUUUGGUUUGCCAGACUUCAACUUUGGGAUCAUUUCAAAGUGCCAUUUGAGCAGGCAAGAAGGCUAGUGAGGAGAACAAGUGCUUCACUCUAUGCUAACCAUGGAUUCUGUAAGUUCGUGGAGUGUGAGGCUCUGUUGCUGCGAAAAUAUAUUGGGGAAAUUCCUGACAAGGCUCGUGAAAUACGCAACAAGAUAGCAAAGGAUCUGGAGCAGGUAAUGACUCAGUGUUCCACAAGUCCAGUCUACUAUGCCAGGGUUUACCACAUGAAGGCCUAUGUACAACUGAUGCUUGGGCAUGAUGAACACAGCCAGAACUUUCUUGAGAAGGCAUUCCAGAACAGUGAGAUAUAUGGAAACCAUUUGGAGCGAUCCUGGCUGGAGAUUAGUAAGGAGUGGUGGUUCACAGGAAGAUGCCCCAUGGAAGACUGGUGGUUAAAAAUAGCUCCAGAUUUCCCUGAGUGGAAAGUAGGAACAGCAAGUUCAGAAAUGGGAACAUUCCAUAAAAACAAGUAUUUGCUGAAGAUGCCAGAGUUGGACAUAGACAAUCCAUUCCCAGAAUUUACUCCAGACUACUAGAAUGAAAUAAUUCUGAAGUGUCCAAUGCCAGGAAAUCCCUGCUGCAAGAAAUUCUUGUGCACCAUUUUUCUUCUGCAAACUCUACCACCUAGCCUUUCUGCUCCAUAUUUCCAUCUGUUAUCUAUUUCAGUGGAUACCAUGUAAUUAAAGUCCUUUCAUCCCUUAAAGUCUUGAGGCAGAACACUAGAAUUCCACUUCAGUGAUAUUAAUUUUAUGAAAUCUUUGAACAUUGGUCACAUAUGUUUUCUUGCUUCCUAUACCACAAAACCCCAAAUCCACAUCUACUAGAAUCUGUAUGAGCAGGGAAACAAAUACCCAUUGAUAUUUUAUAGGUUAAGAUUGUACAUCCUCACAUUUUAAAGUGCACUGUACACUGCCAGCCAUAGUGCAAGGGAACUUCAGCGAAGCAUGCUCCUUGCCAUGUGAUGAGGUAAAUAACUUUCAUAAUUUCCACAGGUUGGUGCAUGCUCCCAUAACCACAUCCAUAGCAAAAAAAUCCAUAGCACGAAAAUCAGUGCUAGCUUACUGCGAACUUUGUAAUACACAUUUUGAUGGGGAGAUCAAGGCACUGGGGUAAAAACUAGUGUUCUCAAAGAAACGUUUUAAUGGGUCAGGCAAAAUAAGUCCAAUGAAAAAAUAUUGCUCCAUGCUCCACACAUCCCCAAAAAUGUUGCAGGGUCUGUUCCUUUUGAUAGAGACAUAUGACAUUUUUAAAAUUUGCUUUAUGCAAGUAGA
Messenger RNA from Elgaria multicarinata webbii, 5706 nucleotides. RefSeq names its product adenylate cyclase 10 (gene ADCY10). Gene Ontology annotation, molecular function: adenylate cyclase activity. Gene Ontology annotation, biological process: intracellular signal transduction; cyclic nucleotide biosynthetic process. Gene Ontology annotation, cellular component: cytoplasm. Bases 1 to 4971 code for a protein of 1656 amino acids. The transcript is spliced from 34 exons. NCBI's taxonomy places the organism in Eukaryota, Metazoa, Chordata, Lepidosauria, Squamata, Anguidae. The record is from RefSeq and is a predicted model, not a curated record.